Paramisgurnus dabryanus is the source of this 1923-nucleotide messenger RNA. RefSeq names its product zinc finger, CCHC domain containing 4 (gene zcchc4). Gene Ontology annotation, biological process: rRNA methylation. Gene Ontology annotation, molecular function: rRNA (adenine-N6-)-methyltransferase activity; nucleic acid binding; zinc ion binding. Gene Ontology annotation, cellular component: cytoplasm; nucleolus. Lineage: Eukaryota; Metazoa; Chordata; Actinopteri; Cypriniformes; Cobitidae. The record is from RefSeq and is a predicted model, not a curated record.
UUUGAUUGUCAGACAUGUGAGUGAUGUUUUGAUUAUCACAUGUAAAUUUUCUUUAAAGUAUGGACGGAAUAGUCGAUGAUAUUGCGGACAGCGGUGGAAUAGAAGUGAUUAUUCAAAAUGAGCCGGGCAAAACAGCGCCAUGUUGUCCACAUGGACCAGCUCUGUUAUUUGAGAAAACAGGUAAUGGAGAAGAGAAAGGAAGGAGAUUCUACGCGUGUUCUGCUUGUCGUGACAGAAAAGACUGCAAUUUCUUCCAGUGGGAAGACGAGAAGAUAUCAGAGGCAAGGAUGCUUGCCAGAGAAGAGCAGAUCCGCUCCAAGAUGCCUUCUUUUACUCACCAUGAAUACUGCUCAAGAUUUCGAGAGAUUGUUGCUCUGCCACUGGAGCAGAGAAGAUUCUGUGUGGAUUGUCAGCUGUUGAUGCUUCCCGGUGAAUGGGAGAAUCACAAAAACCACAGAGCACUUUCUGAGGACAUCACAGUGCAGCGGCUGAAAAGGCCCAGUCUCUUACUGCGUCCUCUGGAGAACAAGAAGAGCAAUGCACAAUACUUGUUUGCAGAUCGGAGCUGUCAUUUCCUACUGGAUAUGCUGGCGGAGUUGGGCUUCCAGAAAAUUCUCUGUGUGGGAACACCACGAUUACAUGAGUUAAUAAAGUUGAGGAACAUGGAGGGCAAGAGUCAUACCAUGAAGAGUUUAUUGCUGGAUAUUGAUUACAGAUACUGCCAGUUUUAUGGGCAAGAUGAGUUCUGCCACUAUAAUAUGUUCAACCAUCACUUCUUUAACAAGACCACUGUUGUGCAGGAAGCGGUUACGUUUUUUGAAGAGUUUCUGUCUGAAGAGGGCGGAGACAAAGUUGUCAUGGUAACAGACCCUCCAUUUGGAGGCCUAGUGAAGCCAUUGGCCAAUAGUUUCAUUCGGAUAUCAAUGACUUGGAAAAAAAGUCUAAAUAAAGAGAGCGGUGCGGGUGAGCUGCCAAUGAUCUGGAUAUUCCCAUACUUCUUUGAAUCACGUAUCCUUGAGUGCUUUCCCUCAUUCUGUAUGCUGGACUACCAGGUCGAUUAUGAUAACCACCCUCUAUAUAAACAUGGAAAGACCGGCCGUAAACAGUCACCUGUUCGACUUUUUACCAAUCUGAGUCCCAAAGAUAUCAUUCUACCAGUGGAUGAGGGCUAUAGAUUUUGCAGUGUUUGUGAAAGGUAUGUCUCUGUAGGAAACAAGCACUGCCCAAAGUGUAAGACAUGCCCAUCAAAGGAUGGACGAGAAUGGAGACACUGUGAUGAAUGCGGACGGUGUGUUAAGCCUUCGUGGCGACAUUGUUCCUCAUGUGGUCACUGUGCUCUCCCUGAUCACCCUUGUGGCCGGAGCAAAACCGGCUGUUUCAACUGUGGCAGCCAAAAACACAAAUUUAGAGCCUGCCCUAAAAAACACAAUAAGCAAAUGCAUGUGGAAGUUGGCCGUGGAGCUUCAUGCGUGUUAAAACAUGCUGCUAAGAAACCCACUGCUAAAAACAAGAAGAAGAAAAGAGUUAGAUGAUGUGUCUCACACACAGACAGAUCAUGUGCAUCAUGGAAAUUUUGGUUUUGAGGCUGCUAAAUAUUGCAUCACACAAUCACGAAAGUGUGAGGUGUAGAUGCUAUACAGUACAUACCUGAAAGUUAUUUUAUACAGACGGUACAUGCAGUCUCUGCAUUUAUUUUACAAGCAUGUAGUCUGUGAUAAGGCGUAGUACCAUAUUGAAAAUCAACAAGUUUAUGACACUAGGCACCUUCUCAGGGCAGUUGUGUGAAAAUAACCAACAGUGUCUGGUAUAACCAUUCAAAGAGGGGUUGUUCGUGUUGGAUCAAGCAGUGCAUAAAACCUUUAAAUGCAUUCACUGUAACCAAUACUAUUAGAAUGGAUCUCAUAUUAAAGGGACACUGCAAUU